AUGGGCCAGAGCGCUUUUCUUGCUCGCGUCUGCGAGCAGACUGGGCGUUACAAUGAUGUGGUCACCUAUGUGAAUGAAGACGCGAAGGUUAGUGUUGAGCUCAGUUUCGAGGAGCAGAACCUUUUCAGCACUGCAUAUCAGAAGGUAGUCGGUUCCCGCCGUUCCAGCUUGAGGGUCAUCUCCUCCGUCGAGGAACCAGAGUCAAGCUGUGAGAAGCAUAUGACUGCCAUCUGGGAAUACCGACACAAAAUUAUGAAUGAGCUCGAGAAGCUCUACGAGGACCUUUUAGAGAUUCUAGCAGAGAGACUGAUUCCCAUUACCAUCACAGGCAUGUCUAUGGUCUUCUAUUACAAGAUGAAAGGUGACAUCGGUCGUUAUCUAGUGGAAUUCGGGUCGAGCGAGAACAACAAUGCCAUUAAUCUAGCCCAAGAUGCCUAUAAAACGGCAACCGAUGCUGCUCAAGUCGAGCUCGAUGCCACCCACCCUUUGCGCCUAGGCGCGGAUCUGAACUUUUUUGUCUUCUACUAUGAGAUCUGGAUUCGCCCAAACGUGCUUGCCAUCUUGUCCAGAAAGUUAUCGAUGAUGCUAUUGCCGAGGUCGUCUUCUUGUCUGAAGAAUGCUUGCACGACUCUGCAAUAG
Fusarium oxysporum Fo47 is the source of this 639-nucleotide messenger RNA. RefSeq names its product 14-3-3 protein. Bases 1 to 639 code for a protein of 212 amino acids. NCBI's taxonomy places the organism in Eukaryota, Fungi, Ascomycota, Sordariomycetes, Hypocreales, Nectriaceae. The record is from RefSeq and is a predicted model, not a curated record. Gene Ontology annotation, biological process: signal transduction. The transcript has 4 exons. Gene Ontology annotation, cellular component: cytoplasm.